This is a messenger RNA of Coregonus sp. 'balchen', 15749 nucleotides long. NCBI's taxonomy places the organism in Eukaryota, Metazoa, Chordata, Actinopteri, Salmoniformes, Salmonidae. The record is from the annotation of a GenBank genome assembly.
AUGCUAACCACUGACCUCUCCAUUCCUCCCUCCCUCGGCAGCAUCAUGUCGGUGAACGCCCCCAGCAGCAAUGAUGCCUGCCUGAGCAUCGUGCACAGCCUCAUGUGCCACCGGCAGGGCGGCGAGAAUGAGGGCUUCGCCAAGCGCGCCAUCGAGAGCCUUGUGAAGAAGCUGAAGGAGAAGAAGGACGAGCUGGACUCACUCAUCACCGCCAUCACCACCAAUGGAGUGCACCCCAGCAAGUGUGUCACCAUCCAGAGGACCCUAGACGGACGCCUGCAAGUAGGUCAUACAGUAGUAAAAAGAGAGGGACAUUAUGAAAAUAUUGCCCCAAGUCUUUCUCUGUGAUAUAGGCCUGUACUGUGUACACAUGCACUACUUACAUGUCUCUCUAUGUGCUAUAGAUGACCCAUCUGCAGGUGUCCAUAUACAUGAAUGAAUACUCAAUAUAUUGUGCAAAGUCUAUAGUAUAAAUUAUAUAUUGUGUAUUCAUUCAUGUAUAUGGACACCUGCAGAUGGGUCACCUAUAGCACAUAGAGAGACAUGUAAGUAGGGCAUGUACACAGUACAGGUCUAUAGCCUAGCUAAAGCGGGUGUCAGGUAGCCUAGCGGUUAAGAGCAUUGGGCCAGUAACCGGAAGGUUUCUGGUUCGAAUCCCUGAGCCGUCUAGGAAAAAUCUGCCAAUGUGCCCUUGAGCAAUGCACUUAACCCUUAUUGAUCAUGUAAGUUGUCUGUUAAAUGACUAAAAUGCAAACGUAAUAUCACAGAGAAAGACUUAGGGCAACAUUUUCAUAGAGCAAAAGCAUUGUGCAAAAAAUUGCAUAAACCUCAUUAUAGUCUGGCAGUGUGAUUUAAUUUGAAACUUGUCUUCAACAAUGUGCGAUAUGAGGAGGCGAUUAUUUAACUACAGUUUAGUAAACUGAGAAAUACAUAAAUAGACCAUUUAUGUAUGUCAUGACACUGUGAAACCUACUGUGAAACCUCUCAAGGAGUUUCUCCUUGCCGCUGUUGCCCUGGUUUUUUGUGGGAGGUAUUGUACUGAAAGACAUGAAAAAUCUUUAAUGAUGAUAGGCAACAUGGAAACGUACAGUGCUAUGAAAAAGUAUUUGCCCCCUUUCUAAUUUUCUCCACUUUUGCAUAUUUGUGAUACUGAAUGUUAUCAGAUCUUCAACCAAAACCUAAUAUUAGAUAAAGGGAACAUAAGUGAAUAAAUAACACAACAAUUACAUAUUUAUUUCAUAAACAAAGUUAUGCAACAACCAAUUCCCCUGUGUGAAAAAGUAAUUGCCCCCUUACACUCAAUAACUGGUUGUGCCAUCUUUAGCUGCAAUGACUCCAACCAAAUGCUUCCUGUAGUUGUUGAUCAGUCUCUCACGUCACUGUGGAGGAAUUUUGGCCCACUCUUCCAUGCAGAACUGCUUUAACUCAGUGACGUGUGGGUUUUCAAGCAUGAACUGCUCAUUUCAAGUCCUGCCACAACAUCUCAAUUGGGAUUAGGUCUGGACUUUGACUAGGCCAUUCCAAAACUUCCAAUUUGUUGCUUUUUAGCAAUUUUCAUGUAGACUUGAUUGUGUGUUUUGGAUCAUUGUCUUGCUGCAUGACCCAGCUGCGCUUCAGCUUCAGCUCACAGACGGAUGGUUUGACAUUCUCCUGUAGAAUUCUCUGAUACAGAGCAGAAUUCAUGGUUCCUGCUAUUAAGGCAAGUCGUCAAGGUCCCGAGGCAGCAAAGCAUCCCCAAACCAUCACACCACCACCACCAUGCUUGACCUUUGGUAUGAUGUUCUUACAUUUACAUUGACAUUUUAGUCAUUUAGCAGACGCUCUUAUCCAGAGCGACUUACAGUUAGUUCUUACUGUGGAAUGCAGUGUUUGGUUUAUGUAAUUGUUGUGUUAUUUGUUCACUUAUGUUCCCUUUAUCUAAUAUUAGGUUUUGGUUGAAGAUCUGAUAACAUUCAGUAUCACAAAUAUGCAGAAGUAGAGAAAAUUAGAAAGGGGGCAAAUACUUUUUCAUAGCACUGUAUAUAUCUUUGCCUCGAUACAGCUAAAUGCUAAACUCUUUCAUAGACUUUACCUGGAAACAGUGUUGGAUAAUGCUACAGGGCAAUAGUCAAAUGAGGAGUUGCUAAUUUAUGUGGAUGCUAUGAGGUUUCAGUUACUUAAGCCUUGCUAAUGGUGGCUAAUGCUGCAAAGUUACUAGGCAGCAGACUGUACUCACUGAGGCUAACACUAUAGAGUUACUGACAGCUGGAAGUCUCACGACUUACAUUAAACGCUAAACGUGUUAGCUAACAGCCAGGUUUUGCUAAUGUGGCUAGUGCUAUAGUAGUGAGACAAAGGGAUACUUGAUAAUAGUAGCUAACACCUCAGUAUUGCUAAGGAGAAUCCUAUUUCCAAUGGUGGUUGAGGCUGUUUGGUUAUUGGUGAUGCUAAUGUUGCAGAAAUCAUAAACUUGUGUUUAACAGUUGAAGCCUGAAUUAUGGUGGCCAGUACCACAUGUACUGUCAACAGAACAGCACACAGUCAAGUUUUGCAUGUCAAGAGAGAUAACGUUGUAGGGAGUUCCCAUUGAACCCCCACCCGUCCCCCUGGAGAGGGAGGGGGAGAAAGAGGAGGAGGGCUGGAGGGGCUGUUAAAGUUGUUUUGUCUGAGACACAGGAAAGGGGCCGGGCUAAUUUGAGGCCGUCUGUUUUGAGUGUGUGUGUGUGUGUGUGUGUAUAUACUGUAUGUGUGUGUGCCUGCGCACAGUGGAACUAGAGAGAGGCAGUUAAUUCAAUACGCCCUGGCAGAAUAAAUCCUAACUGCUGAGUGAAGACAUCAUGUCUCACCUUCGGUGACCUUCUCCCCAACAUAAGGGGAAGGGAGAGAGAGGGGGAGCUGUAUAGACAUAGCUGGAGACUAGAUCAGGCUUCAAAUGUCUAAGGACUUUGCUCACAGUCACAUGUAGAUCCAUAUCCUCUCUUUCUGUCACCCACUCCCGUUCUCUGUCUCUCUCCGUCUCUCUCUUUCUCUGUCACACACACGCAUGCAUGGAGGCACACACACACAUUAAAUACUGUACAAACUCACUCCCCACCCCUAUUUUCACACACAAUUCAUCUCCCUGCCACACACACACCCUUUACCCUGCUGUUUCCAGAAUGUUCCAGGUACAGUCAGAACAGUAUUGACACCAGCAGCUGUAGUAGCAGAGUAAAGGGGACAUCAUAACACACUACAUGAGACUUAGUGUAGGGUGCGAAUGAUACAUUGACUCUUGGAGGUGCCCUGAAAUGUUCUCUAUAAAAACAAUUAGACUAUCAUGGGAGUGCUCGCGGUAAUAUGUUAAUAUUUUCUAGGCUUAUGAGAGUGCCCUGAUUUGGAAUGGGAGAAGCCAGUGUCACGGGCGCGAUCUAAACCUGGGUAUCUCAAGGUAGAAACCAAUGUCUUGGCUGUUAGGCCAAGGGUGAUGGUGACAAUGAGGGGCAUCACGAGACCAUGUGUCCGACUCAUGUCUGCUACAUUCAUCCCCCUUAGACCACCUCCUCCACAAGAGACUGACCCACAGUUUGGUGCCAUUAUCACGAACAGGAUCCGAACCCAGGUCUCCCACAGGAGAAACCAACAUCUUGACUGUUAGAUGGGCCGAGGGUGACACUUAUUUUGAAGUCCCAGGCAGGGCUACCUCAUCAUGAGACUCAUGUCCGCUACACCAGCAUCCCCGGUAACUCCUAUUAUUUGAUCUCUGACCUUUAGCCCAAGCGUGUAUGAACAGAGGUUACAGUCUCUUGUGUCUCUGUUCCUCUUCCAAAGACACCUCAUGAAAGUUUGUCAUGAGGUUCCAUCUUUGCUUCACCUGUGCGUCAAUCUAAGUAACAUAAUAAAAAAGAUUCCCAUCAAAAUCUGUCAAUUUAAGCUAGAGAGAUCCGUUUUUUGCUUGGGCUGCGUCUCAAUCCACCGCAUCCGCCUUUGUCGGCCUUCCGCAUCUGCGUUGGAAGAUGGCCGAGCUGUGUUUGUCAGACCAUGAGACGCAUCGAAAAUCGGUCUUCUCACAAAAACGAUGGUGUUCUCCGUUUUGCUCUACAACCCCCACAAGGGACUCCUCUGAAGGUAACCCAUACAAACAAAUAAAGUAUGGAGGUAGUUUUGUGCCAACAAAAAUAAGGGCUUAAAUAUGUGUAAAAAAAAACAAGCUUUCCAUAUCUCCUAGAUACAGGACAGACAAUUCAAAACCUUAUUUCUUAUGAUUUCUUUACUGUCUUUUUUGCCUUUUAUGCAUGUGUUAUUAAGUGUGUUUCUAUGGGCUAUAGUAGUAAAGGCCAAAUUCAAUAUUUUAUAAAUUCAAAAUCAAAUUGCAAAAUGACCAUCUUAAAACAAUUCCAUAUGUUAGCUUAGUACUCCAGCCCACCCCCCCUCCUCCAACGGCUUUGUCACGACUUCCGCCGAGGCUGCCUCCCCUCCUUGUUCGGGCAGGUUUCGGCGUUCGGCGUCACCGGCUUACUAGCUACUGCUGAUCCAUUUAUCAUCACUCCAUUUGUCUUGUCUUCAAUCACACACCCCUGGUCCUUAUUCCCUCAUUAGUCAUGGUAUAAGUGUUCCCUCUGCUUCCUUGUCUGUGUGGGUGAUUGUUUAUUGUGGAGGUUUGUGUAGCUCGGUGGAGCUCGUGUAUUGUGUAUCGAUGGGAGUAUUCUCCCGUGUGCCUUGUAUUUUCCAGUGCGCCUGUUUUGUGCCCUGGAGUGUGUUUGACGCAUUUCUGCGUAAUCCUGUAUUUUGCGGAUUAAAGCCUGUUAUUCUGUGAUUUACCCUUCUGCGCCUGACUUCUUCAACACCACCUCAUCACAGGCUUAGACUUUUAGAGGUUAAUCACAUUUAUUUUCAGUGUUUACCAAUAUGAUAUAUAACUGCCUAUUGAUUAAAACAUGCUGUCAUAUUGUACAGGAAUACAUGUAUUUUUGACAGUUGGGUCAAUCGUGCCUUUUGGGUAGUGUACUUUUGUAAAAUAAUAAACGUUUUAAUUUCAUCUAAUUUUAACAUUAUGUCAUAAAGAGCACGUGUUCUUCAUAAAAACAUGUUUGGUCCUCUGUAGCUCAGCUGGUAAAGCACGGCGCUUGUAACGCCAAGGUAGUGGGUUCGACCACCCAUACACAAAAAUGUAUGCACGCAUGACUGUAAGUCGCUUUGGAUAAAAGCGUCUGCUAAAUGGCAUAUUAUAUUAUAUUAUAAAAGGUUAAAUAAAAAAAUGACUAUAGUAAGUGCCUAUUAACUGCCAAAUAAAGUAACAGGGUUGAAGUUUUCAUCUUAAAUCAGCCAAAUCAGCUUGUUGUUUGCAUCAGGGAGGGACAAUUAAAUGCAAGCUUCAUAAAGAAAUGUUGUUUGUUAAAGCCCCAAGGCAGUCUUUUUACUUUCCUUUUUAAAUCAUCACUGUACUAUAUGUCUAAUAAAUCACUGUGUGUGUUUAUUUCGUGAAAAUAACUCUAAAUAUAUUUUUUACCAUUUAUUUUCCAGAGCCUCCUUUUGCCAUUGAAAUGCUCAGUUUGAUCCUGUGGGUGUGUUGAUACACAUUUUUAUAUAUUUACAUACACAGCCCAGAUAGGAUUGUCUACACUCUAUCUAGAACCUAAAAGGGUUCUUCGGCUGUCCCUAUAGAAGAACCCUUUGAAGAACUCUUUUUGGGUCCAGGUAGAACCCUUUUGGUUCCAGGUAGAACUCCUGGGUUCCAUGUGGAGCCCUUUCCACAGAGGGUUCUACAUAGAACCAAAAAGUGUUAUACCUUGAACCAAAAAGGGUUCUCCUAUGGGGAGUGUAGACUCUAGAGCAGGGCACUCCAACCCUGUAUCUGGAGAGCUACCGUCCUGUAGGUUUUCACUCCAACCCUAAUCUAGUACACCUGAUUCUAAUAAUUAGCUGGUUGAAAAGCUGAACCAGGUUAGUUACAACUGGGGUUGGAUCGAAAACCUACUGGAGGGUAGCUCUCCAGGAACAGGGUUGGGGACCCCUGUUCUAGAGCCUACCCCACUUACCCCUUCAAAGUAGGAGGAUACAUAUGCAAAUAAAAGAUGACUGGUCAUUGGUCAGAAUAAUCAGAUCAGAUUGUGAUGUCAUAAUGUGGGCAAAAAACUCCAUCCCUCCUUGAAUUACCCUCUCUCUCUCUCUUUCUCUCUGUCUCUAUCUCCAGGUUGCAGGGAGGAAAGGCUUCCCCCAUGUGAUCUACGCUCGACUAUGGCGCUGGCCAGACCUGCACAAGAAUGAGCUAAAGCACGUCAAGUUCUGUCAAUACGCUUUCGACCUCAAAUAUGACAAUGUGUGUGUCAACCCCUACCACUACGAGAGAGUGGUUUCGCCCGGCAUUGGUAGGUCUGUUCAACAGCUUAAAGGGAUAGUUCGCCCUAUAUCGCGUAAUGUCAAAUGGUGCAGGUGUUUCUGAUACGUAAAUACUAUGUUUUCUGUUAUAACAUGACAAAAAUUACAGUAGCUAGGUUUCCAUCCAGGUGGCGACAGAUUUUCAUGCAAAUAUUCUGAAGUCCGCAGAAAAACAAUAUGCGUUUUCCCAGCAGAGAUGUUUCAAUCAAAUGUACUUUCUGUGGAUAAAAAGCUGUGCGUGAUGACAUAAAAAAAAAAAAAAGUUUCCAUCGCAUUUUCAAUACUACUGAUGGUUUUGUCCCCAAAUGUUUUUCUAAUAAUAAGCGUAUGUGCCCGUUCGGUUCUUGGCACGUGCGCUCUAGCCAUCAGCUCCCAGAUACAGUGCAAGUAGGCUACCUACAUGAUGAGAUUAUUAUGGAUAAGAGCAAGAUUUGAUAUUUGUCAAACGCCAGCCAAGCAUCAAUCAUCAUCUAACCAGAAUUAGACCCUCAAUAUUUAUUGGAAAAGAGCAUCAAGCUCAUCAGCGUGCACUUUCACCACCCUGUGAAGUUCAACAUAACUUAUUUCAUGUGUUGCCUAAUAAACUGCAAGCUUUCCCGAGUCGUAAUGGAAAGACCACACAACAUAUCAUCGCGUGACUCCCAAGUUUACUUCGAUAUGAUGGUUAUUAUAUCAAUAUUUGUGCACAUAAUACAUUUUACAGACACAAAAAGAUCCCACCUUGUGUAGCGUAUUUUGUUUUGUCGACAUAUGGAAAGUUUACCGACAAAUUUGCUGUUUCCAUCAGGCCUGUUGUGACAUUUUCUAUCCAACAUGGACUUUACUCGCAUAAAAAGGUUUAUGUGAAUGAUAUUUUGACAAUUUAACUUAACUACAAAUGAUAAGCAUUUUCUCUCUCUUAUUCCCUCUUUUGUUUUCUUUCUUUUGUUCUCUUUCAAAGUUGGUCUCAGUCUUCAAAAUACAGGUGAGUGCACUAUCUCAGUACUAACGAACUUACUGCAGGCUUGUUUAGUAUAACAGUAUUAUACUUUGCUGAUGGUAUUAGAUGACCAAACAUUCCUCUUUCCUUUCAGUCCUACACCCUUUUCACACUACUGAGCCUAGCUGCACUGUGCUGGUCUGGCUAAGCAUCCACCAUAGUUGCUGGAACUGUGCUGGAAAGGACAAUGUGAAAAGAAAAAAAUUCAAGUCAAUAGUGUGAAAAUAGUACUAUUGAGGUUCGCUCGUGCCUCACUGGCCUGGAUGCCAGACUGUUUCUGCAUUAAUUUGACAUUUUUUACAUUUUAGUCAUUUAGCAGACGCUCUUAUCCAGAGCCGACUUACAGUUAGUGAGUGCAUACAUUUUCAUACUGGCCCCCCGUGGGAAUCGAACCCACAACCCUGGCGUUGCAAACGCCAUGCUCUACCAACCAAUGAAUUUAUAGUUGCCUAGCCAAAAAUGACUUGCAUUCAUUACAAAGCAUUGAACGUUUUAAUGUUCAUAAUUGCAUAAAUGCAUUCACAAUGCAUUACACACAGGUGGUUAAUAAUAUAAUACAGGUUUUAUACCUGUUAAUACAGGUGGUUAAUGCAUUACACACAGAUGGUUAUAUAUUUUACUUAAGCUAAAAUGUUUAUUCUACUGAGCCAUUUACUUCAUGUUCGUAUUAUUAUUUCUUAUUGUUGCAUUGUCGAGAAGGAACCUGCAAGUUAGUGUUUCGUUGGACGGUGUAAACCAUGUGUAUCCCCUACAUACGACUAAUAAAAAUUGAAACUAAUGUUAUACCAUGUUGUUGGCAGCCCUCUCCCUCUCUCCUCUAGGCCCCCCUGGGAGGUUGAUCAAAGAGGAGUACAUUCAUGACUGUAUCCAGAUGGAAAUGCCACCAGGCAUGUCCCCGUCGGACCACCCCCACUCUCACCCCCACCCAGGGGCGCUCAAGCUACCGCCUCCGGACCACUACGGCCAGCCCCUCCCGCCUCUGCAGCUCCCGCCGGAACCGCAGCGCGCCCCUCCGCCCAUCACCCUCUACCCCAACAUGCCCCUCUCGCCCACAGGUAAGACCGAUAGUUGUUUAAUGAAUGGAGGGAGUUUUACGCACAUCCAACAUAAUAACGGGAACUAGACCAAAAUAAGUUCCAAUACAUAGAGAAAAAUGGAAUGUCCGCUCCUGUUUUGCUGCUCCCUAAGGUGAUCUUUUAAUAAAGCUUAGGUGAUUGUUUGGCAGAUAGAUGUUACCAAAGAUGUCCAUAAGUGUUCUAUUUCUGUUUCUAAGGGUGUUACUGCGUAAUCCCAUUAUAUUAAGUUUUGUUUAUUGAUUGCUGCCUACCUAUUGAUAUUGACAACAACCUGGUAGCUCUUCGUGUGGGUCUCUCUCUCCUCUCUAGUAUCCGGCUCUAUGCUGCCUCUCCAGGGAGGUCACAGUGAGGGGCUCCUACAGAUCGCCUCUCCUCAGGGUCAGGUCAUGACCCCCAUGACCCCUAUGACCCCCACGCCGCCCCCCUCCACCCCAACACACGGCCCGCCACAUGGGCCACCACAGACCCCCCAGCCACCCCAGCCGCCGCCUGGUCAGAAUGGAUACAACAGCUCCAAACACACACAGACACAGGCUGCGUUCCACAGUUAGUACUGCCAUACGGUUCACACACACAAACACAAACACACACACACACACACACACACACACACACACACACACACACACACACACACACAAACAAACACUCAGGGAGCAAUACACAAGUCAUUUCAAUGGCAUGAUGAAUCGUCAUAUUUAAAAAGUGUAAAAAUAAAUCGAAAUAGUUGUAAAAAUGCAAAAUGGUAGUUUGCCUGAUUGAUGACUUGUGCCUGUUGUUAAUUUGUAUUUCUUGUUUUGGAAUUCAGCAACUUGGACAGGCAGCAGCACAGCCUCAUACACUCCUGUAGGACCCCAACAACAGAAUGGGUGUGGCCACCAACAGCCUCCUCUCCACCAUCCAACCCACUUCUGUAAGUUAGGCAGUUACAGUAAGUUAUAGUAUGCAAGCCCAAAGUGUGUCUUUAUCUCUUCUGAGGUGCUUGGAUAUUGUUAGGAAUAGUUAGGGCUGGGCGAUAUGGCCAAAAUAUCAUAUCAUGGUUCUUUUAAAAUUUUGGACGGUAUUUUAUGUUUUUGAAUAAUACAAGUUCUAAAUUUGCUUUAUGAGUAGAGCUUGACCCUAGUGUGGCAACACAUACAUUCUAAGUGAUUUCAAUGGGUCUUCCUCCAUUCUGAUAGUUUUAUACUGUUCAGUUCAACUUCAACCAAAAACAAUUGAAAGAUUUCUGCAUUUCCUGCACUCAUUUGGGAUAAUUUCCACACUGUCACGUAGGGCUGCACGAUAUGGGCAAACAAUCUAGGCCUUAUUUUUAACCAAAUGUUGAAAUAGCGAUUUGACUUGCGAUUUAGAGCAAAACACUUUGGCGAACUGUUGGAAUCAUGGAAAUAGAAUGAUUAUUCUAAUUCUAUAGUUAGAAUAUAAAAGUGGGCACUUUGAAUACAGUGUUUGACAUGACAACGAAUGAAAAUGCCAGGGAGAAGUUAUUGUGACAGGGUAGGAACCAAAGUGUUAUGUGUUUCCUAGGGGACACUAUAAUCUUUGUCUACAUUUAAUGUUUUCUCAUAGCUACUUCAUGUAGCUAACAUAUUCAUGCUUCGCAUAUUCUUCUUUGAUUUAGAAGAUAUUGUUGACUCUGUAAAUGUAUUAGUUAGCUAACUAGUGAUUUAUUUAUUUUAUUAACCCUUAUUUUACCGGGUAAGUUGACUGAGAACAUAUUCUAAUUUACAACAACAACCUGGGCAAUAUUUACAGGGGAGAGAAGGGGGGAUGAAUGAGCCAAUUGGAAGCUGGGGAUGAUUAGGUGGCCAUGAUGGUAUAAGGGCCAGAUUGGGAAUUCAGCCAGGACACCAGGGUUAACAGCCCUACUCUUACGAUAAGUGCCAUGGGAUCUUUAGUGACCACAGAGAGUCAGGACACCCGUUUAAUGUCCCAUCCAAAAGACAGCACCCUACACAGGGCAAUGUCCCCAAUCACUGCCCUGGGACAUUGGGAUAUUUAUUUAGACCAGAGGAAAGAGUGCCUCCUACUGGCCCUUCAGCACCACUUCCAGCAGCAUUUGGUCUCCCAUCCAGGGACCGACCAGGAUCAACCCUACUUAACUUCAGAGGCAAGUCAGCAGUGGGAUGCAGGGUGGUAUGCUGAUUAGCAUUAGCGGCUAACACAAUUUAGGCCCAACUUGCUAAGAAAAGAAGAAACACAAACUAAUAGUGUAAUUAUAGAACGCUAGUGGAUUUCUAUUAAGAAGCAAAGUGAAAACAGCAUCGUUGUCAUCAAUGUUGUUGCUUGUGCUGCAUUGACCAUGCAGACCGAAUACAUGUGACGGGGCGGGGCUAGGUCUGUGUGGAAAGUGGCAUGGAGAGAGAGAGAGUGGCGAGAGAUGAUUCAAGUAUCGGAGUAAACUGCAAAAAUGUACGUUACACAUGGCAUAUCACAUUUAACAAACCAAACAUUCAAAUACCGUUAUAGAAGGUCAAGUAAAAACCCAAAUCGGUCCGUGCAUCAAUACCGGUAUAUCGUAAAAUGCGGUAUACCGCCCAGCCCUAGGAAUAGUGUAUGUUUGGUAACCUGUGUCGUAAUCUAAGUAUUUUACUUGUUCACCUUCUAGGGUCUCAGCAUCAUGGCUCGGCCUCAUUUCCUCCCCCUGUGUCCAAUCAUCCAGGUAAGACAACACAUACAGUGCAUUUGGAAAGUAUUCAGACCCCUUGACUUUUCCACAUUUUGUUACGUUACAGCCUUAUUCUGAAAUUGAUUAAAUAAAUGUAUUCCCUCAUCAAUCUACAGAAAAUACCCCAUAAUGACAAAGCGAAAACAGGUUUUUAGAAUUACCUUAUUUACGUAAGUAUUCAGACCCUUUGCUAUGUGACUCGAAAUUGAGCUCAGGUGCAUCCUGUUUCCAUUGAUCAUCCUUGAGAUGUUUCUACAACUUGAUUGGAGUCCACCUGUGGUAAAUUCAAUUGAUUGGACAUGAUUUGGAAAGGCACACACCUGUCUAUAUAAAGGUCCCACAGUUGACAGUGCAUGUCAGAGCAAAAACCAAGCCAUGAGGUCGAAGGAAUUGUCCGUAGAGCUCUGAGACAGGAUUGUGUCGAGGCACAGAUCCGGGGAAGGGUACCAAAAAAUGUCUGCAACAUUGAAGGUCCCCAAGAACACAGUGGCCUCCAUCAUUCUUAAAUGGAAGAGGUUUGGAACCACCAAGACUCUUCUUAGAGUUGGCUGCCCGGCCAAACGGAGCAAUCGGGGGAGAAGGGCCUUGGUCAGGGAGGUGACCAAAAACCUGAUGGUCACUCUGACAGAGCUCUAGAGUUCCUCUGUGGAGAUGGAAGAACCUUCCAGAAGGACAACCAUCUCUGCAGCAAUCCACUAAUCAGGCCUUUAUGGUAGAGUGGCCAGACGGAAGCCAUAAGCACCUAAAGGACUCUCAGGCCAUGAGAAACAAGAUUCUCUGGUCUGAUGAAACCAAGAUUGAACUCUUUGGCUUGAAUGCCAAGCGUCACGUCUGGAAGAAACCUGGCACCAUACCUACGGUGAAGCAUGGUGGUGGCAGCAUCAUGCUGUGGGGAUGUUUUUCAGGUGCAGGGACUGGAAGACUAGUCAGGAUCGAGGGAAAGAUGAACGGAGCAAAGUACAGAGAGAUCCUUGAUGAGGAUCUGCUCCAGAGCGCUCAGGACCUCAGACUGGGGCAAAGGUUCACAUUCCAACAGGACAAUGACCCUAAGCACACAGCCAAGACAACGCAGGAGUGGCUUCGGGACAAGUCUCUGAAUGUCCUUGAGUGGCCCGGCCAGAGCCCGGACCUGAACCUGAUCGAACAUCUCUGGAGAGACCUGAAAAUAGCUGUGCAGCGGCGCUCCCCAUCCAACCUGACAGAGCGUGAGAGGAUCUACAGAGAAGAAUGGGAGAAACUCUCCAAAUACAGGUGUGCCAAGCUUGUAGUGUCAUACCCAAGAAGCCUUGAGGUUGUAAUCGCUGCCAAAGGUGCUUCAGCAAAGUACUGAUUAAAGGGUCUGAAUACUUAUAUAAAUGUGAUAUUUCAGUUUUUCAUUUUUUAUAAAUUUGCAAACAUAAAAAAAAAAAAGUUUUUGCUUUGUCAUUAUGGGUAUUGUUUGUAGACUGAUGAGGGGAAAAAACAAUUUCAUCCAUUUUAGAAUAAGGCUAUAACGCAACAAAAUGUUGAAAAAGUCAAGAGGUCUGAAUACUUUCCGAAUGCACUGUAUGUAGAUGUAUAGAUGCAAAAGCAUGCACGCACACACAAACACUCUGCUAACCACAUUAUUGUCUGUGUGCAGGACCAGAGUUCUGGUGCUCCAUCUCCUACUUUGAGAUGGAUGUCCAGGUGGGGGAGAUGUUCAAAGUGCCGGCCAGCUGCCCAGUGGUGACUGUGGAUGGCUACGUGGACCCCUCAGGGGGCGACCGCUUCUGUCUGGGCCAGCUCAGCAACGUCCACCGCACAGACUCCAGCGAGAGAGCCAGGUCUGUGCUCCUCUAGUGCUAUCCCUAUAUCAAUAAGCAUGCUAGUACUUACCUUGCCACAAAUUUGUAUUUUGUAUGCUUUUAUAUGUGUCUGUGUUGUUUUGGCUCAGAAAUGUUGAUUGGUAUAUCUAUGCCUUUUUGCAAACUAUGUGUAUAUCUCUCAUUCAUAAUCAUGCCAUGCCUUGUCUCUAUCUGUUUUUACCUGUGGCAGAAGACCCACUAGCUAAAUGCAACUUAUUUUAUUGACUGAAAUAUAACACUAUAACAGUAUAACACUAUAUAUAUAUAUAUAUAUAUAUAUAUAUAUAUAACACUAACUUAUAUUCACUUGUACUCAGCAUCUUCAUCUCUCCCUCUCUCUCACAGGUUGCACAUAGGUAAAGGAGUGCAGCUGGAGUGUCGUGGCGAGGGAGACGUGUGGAUGCGCUGUAUGAGCGACCACGCCGUGUUCGUGCAGAGCUACUACCUAGACCGAGAGGCAGGCAGAGCGCCAGGCGACGCAGUACACAAGAUCUACCCCGGCGCCUACAUCAAGGUAAGGAACACAAUGACCUCUGUCUGUUCUCUUUGCAGUUGUUUGACCUCUGACCUCUCCCUAUAGGAAUUUGACUGGACACUGAUGUCUCUCUGUAGGUGUUCUGACAUUAGACUGUUCUCUCCCCUGUAGGUGUUUGACCUGAGACAGUGUCACAGGCAGAUGCAGCAGCAGGCAGCUACAGCGCAGGCAGCAGCAGCAGCUCAGGCUGCCGCCGUGGCAGGCAACAUCCCCGGGCCAGGCAGUGUUGGAGGCAUUGCCCCUGCAGUCAGUAAGUACAUUGUACAGUAUAUGAGAUAUGCACAGCCUUAGUGUCUUUUAUUAAACAUUUUCCAUUAGGCUAUUGUGAAUUUAUUGCCUCUGUUGAAGUGUUAUUCUUUUGAAGAGAAUGGGUCCAAGUAUUGACCCCUGUGGGACACCCCAUUUCUCUUUUAAUCUACACUGAAUAUACCAAACAUUAGGAACACCUUCCUAAUAUGGAGUUGCUCCCCCGCUCCUUUUGUCCUCAUAACAGCCUCAAUUUGUCGGGCAUGGAGUCUACAAGGUGUCGAAAGCGUUCCACAAGGGUGCUGGCCCAUGUUGACCCAAAUGCUUCCCACAGUUUGGUUAAAUUGGCUGAAUGUCCUUUGGGUGGUGGACCAUUAUCUAUACACAAGGGAAACUGUUGAGCGUGAAAACCCAGCAGCGUUGCAGUUCUUGACAAACUGGUGCGCUACCAUACCCCGUUCAAAGGCACUUAAAUAUUUUGUCUUGCCCGUUCACCCUCUGAAUGGCACACAUACACAAUCCAAGUCUUAAUUGUCUCAAGGCUUAAAAAUCCUUCUUUAACCUGUCUCUUCCCUUUCAUCUACUCUGAUUUAAGUGGAUUUAAUAAGUGACAUCAAUAAGGGAUCAUAGCUUUCACCUGGAUUCACCUAGUCAAUCUAUCUCAUAGAAAGAGCAGGUGUUCUUAAUGUUUUGUAUACUCAGUGUAUACCUCAUAGGGAUUGGCACAAUUAUUCAAAUAUUUGAAUAUCCAAACAGACGUUAGUGUUCGAUUACUUGAGAGAGUAUACUUUUUUUUUUGUACAAAAUAUAUAGGCUCAUUUUAACAAUUUUAAGGCUUUCUCGAUUAAAUAAAAUGAUAUAUUUGACAUUGCUACACAGAAGGAUAUACCAUGACAUUUUCAAUUCUUAAUUUUAUAAAACCACAAACUUUUGAAUGUAGUUUUUAUGACGUGCGCCCCAUAAAAAGGAAUACCUCAGCCUACACAGGUUAUACGUGUGUAGCUUGUUGUUGUUGGCACUACAGUCAGAGGCUCCAUGUGUAUCAAGUGAAGUGGGAGAUUUCUAAUCAAUGCUAAAUGGAAUUACAAUUAAGUUGACUAAAUGAAAAGGCUACAAUGAUCAACCAACAGGUAGGCUGUUGUUUAAUAUGAGUGGAGUUGUUGUAGACAAGGACUGGGAGCGCAGCAAAAUAGCCUCAAUUAGCCAGCUAGCUAGCUGGCUAACUUAGCUGGCUAACUUAGCUAGCUAGCUUCUUUACAUCGAUUUGAUGCAGUCAAGACAGGCACUACCAGAUGGUAUGAUAGGAACCUAUGGAAGCAACAAGUUUGUCUAACUAGCGUGAGUCGGUUUGGCUACUUUUCUCUCUCCCUCUCUCUCCAUGCCACACAGACUGUCACACACACCAGCCCCUGCUCCUCUUCCGCUGCUCCCCCAUCCUUCUGCUGAAACAAGCAUACACUCUUAGAACAAAAUAUGCUAUCUAGAACCUAAAAGGGUUCUUCGGCUGUCCCCAUAGGAGAACCCUUUGCAGAACCCUUUUUGGUUCCAGGUAGAACACUUUUGUUUCCAGGUAGAACCCUAUUGGGUUCUAUGUUGAACCCUUUCCCCAGAGGAUUUUACAUGGAACCCAAAAGAGUUCUACCUGGAACCAAAAAGGGUUAUCCUAUGGGGACAGCUGAAGAACCCUUUUGGAACCCUUUUUUCUAAGAGUGUAGCGCACCGGCUCCCUCCCGAGUCACGCGAGCAACUCCCCAUGUGAAGUUUUCUUUUAAAAACAUGUAUUUCGACUAUCCGGAAAAAAAUCAUGAUAUUAUUCUAAUAGUGAAAUCCUUUCAAAUGCCCAUCCCUAAUACCUCACUUCCUCUCUCUUCCAGGUCUUUCUGCAGCAGCAGGGAUAGGUGUGGAUGACCUCCGGAGGCUGUGUAUCCUGCGGCUGAGCUUUGUGAAGGGCUGGGGGCCCGACUACCCCCGGCAGAGCAUCAAACAUACCCCGUGUUGGGUGGAGGUCCACCUGCACCGGGCCCUGCAGCUGCUGGACGAGGUACUACACACCAUGCCCUUGGCCGACCCAGGACCCGCUAACUGA